ACUUUGGACCGAACGCUUUAGAUUUAGGCCCAUACACUCUUUCGCUCGAUCACGCUGUCUUGAGUGGAGACAGUUCAUUUGUUUGUAAUCUCUCUCUCUCUCAAUUAGCGAUCUGGAAUUGUAACUCUGACUCAACCAGUUCUGCAACAACAACAAUUCGAAUGAGCGAAAACCCUAAAAAAUAAAACAGAAUGCGAAAUUAGAAAUUGGUAAAGGUGAUUGGUUACAACAAUGGCGAAACAUUCAGUAGUAAUGGCGAAGAAAAAAUGGCCAUUAAUGUUACUCGCUUUCUUAUCCAUCUCAACAGUUAUGGUUCUCUUCCUGAGACCUAACAAUUCAUGCAACAAUAUUAAGAGCUUUGAACAACAACAACAACAAGAUCAGAUUCUCGCUUCCUCUACCUCCUCCGUCAACCCCUUAGAUUUCAUGAAGUCUAAGUUAGUUCUUAUGGUUUCCCACGAGCUUUCUCUUUCUGGUGGACCUUUACUUUUGAUGGAAUUGGCGUUUCUGUUAAGAGCCGUUGGUUCUGAUGUUGUUUGGGUUACUAAUCAGUAUCCUGCUGAACAUGAUCAGGUUAUUUAUAGUUUGGAAAGUAAAAUGUUGGAUAGAGGAGUUCAGGUCCUGCCUGCAAGAGGUGAAAAGGCUGUAGAUACAGCUCUUAAAGCUGAUCUAGUCAUUCUAAAUACUGCGGUAGCCGGAAAGUGGCUGGAUGCCGUCUUGAAGGAAAAAGUUAACCUCGUUCUUCCUAAGGUUUUAUGGUGGAUUCAUGAAAUGAGAGGGCAUUAUUUCAAAGUGGAAUAUGUUAAGCACCUCCCUUUUGUUGCAGGUGCCAUGAUUGAUUCACAUACAACUGCACAGUACUGGAAGAAUAGGACUAGAGAGCGUUUAGGAAUUAAAAUGCCUGAAACUUAUGUUGUACAUCUUGGAAAUAGCAAGGAGCUUAUGGAUGUUGCCGAAGAUAGUGUAGCAAAGAGGGUUCUUCGUGAGCAUGUUCGGGAAUCUCUUGGAGUAAGAAAUGAUGAUCUACUUUUUGCCAUCAUAAAUAGUGUUUCACGUGGUAAAGGGCAAGAUCUAUUUCUUCAUGCCUUUCAUGAAAGUUUGCAGCUCAUUCAGGAGAAGAAACUCAAGUUGCCAUCUUUGCAUGCUAUAGUUGUAGGAAGUGAUAUGAAUGCUCAGACAAAGUUUGAAAUGGAACUGCGCAAAUUUGUAAUAGAGAAAAAAAUUCAGGACCGCGUUCACUUUGUUAACAAAACCCUGGCAGUGGCUCCUUACCUGGCUUCUAUUGAUGUUCUUGUUCAGAAUUCUCAGGCACGGGGAGAGUGUUUUGGAAGGAUAACCAUAGAAGCAAUGGCAUUUCGCCUGCCUGUACUGGGCACUGCAGCUGGAGGCACUGUGGAGAUCGUGGAGAAUGGGACAACUGGUUUACUGCAUCCUGUUGGCAAGGUAGGCGUAACACCUCUUGCGCGUAACAUUGUGACACUGGCAACUCAUGUUGAGAAGAGGCUAACUAUGGGAAAGAAAGGUUCUGAGAGAGUGAAAGAUAGGUUUCUCGAGCACCAUAUGUCCGAAAGAAUUGCAUUGGUUCUCAAGGAUGUUUUACGGAAGGCAAGUCACAAUUAAAUUAACCAGCUUAGGUGUAUCCUGUUAAAUUGUAAAUUGAUUUCAAAAAGGGAGAAUGGUUCAGUGAGAAA
This is a messenger RNA of Trifolium pratense (red clover), 1691 nucleotides long. RefSeq lists its product as uncharacterized. The record is from RefSeq and is a predicted model, not a curated record. Lineage: Eukaryota; Viridiplantae; Streptophyta; Magnoliopsida; Fabales; Fabaceae. Gene Ontology annotation, molecular function: glycosyltransferase activity. The transcript is spliced from 6 exons. The coding region runs from base 232 to 1620 and encodes 462 amino acids.